Kockovaella imperatae is the source of this 3689-nucleotide messenger RNA. RefSeq names its product armadillo-type protein. The coding region runs from base 21 to 3674 and encodes 1217 amino acids. Gene Ontology annotation, cellular component: nucleus; chromatin. The record is from RefSeq and is a predicted model, not a curated record. Gene Ontology annotation, biological process: DNA repair; mitotic sister chromatid cohesion. NCBI's taxonomy places the organism in Eukaryota, Fungi, Basidiomycota, Tremellomycetes, Tremellales, Cuniculitremaceae. The transcript has 17 exons.
ACAACCAAUCUCGCACCACCAUGCCCGCCCGGACCUCGCUCCAACGGCUUGAUUUCAACGACAAGCUUGUUCAAUCAGGCAAGAAGGAGACCGCUGAGGUGACUCUCAAGCGAUUGAAGACUCUCCAUCAAAAACUUUCAACGCUCGAGCAAGACCUGACUGACAAGAAGUCUCUGGACCCGAUAUGCAGACCGUUGAUACAUAAUACGAUCCUACAUCAUAAAGAUCGCGGUGUGAAGGCGUACGCAGCGUGCUGUCUGGCGGAUUUAUUGAGAUUAUACGCACCGGAUGCGCCGUACAAUGAACGGGAGCUGAGGGACAUCUUUCAAUUCUUCUACCACCAACUCAAGGACAACUUCCACACUCCACCCGCUCCUCUCGGAGCCUCUCGUCGCGCCAAUGAUGCCUCUCAAUCGUCAACACCCGGCGCCGCAUCUCAACGCAUCACCGAUAUCGCCUACUACACCGAAUACGUCUAUCUCAUAGAAAGUCUCGCCACCAUCAAAUCCGUCGUCCUCGCUUGCGAUGCUGCAAAUGGUGACGAUAUUGUUCACGGCUUUUUCGAGACCUUUGUCCAGAUCGUACGCCCCGACAUGAGCAAAGGCCUCAUACGGCACCUCGUCACUAUCCUCUCGGUGGUUAUUGAAGAGGGCGGUGCCGUGCCACCCGACGUCAUGAGCAUCAUCAUUGAACAGUUCGAGUCCAAGACUCAGCCAGACGCCGCUUUUCAGCUCAUCAUUGACGUCUGCAAUGCGACUUCGGAUAAGCUUCAACGUCCUGUCCUCGCACACUUUACCGAGAUUCAGAUGAAGCAUGGUCGGGACCCAUCAAACGAAGACGCCAAGAUUCUCGCCUUGUCACACAAGCUCAUUCUCACCAUGUAUCGCCACGCACCAGGCCUGUUGCUCAAUGUCAUUCCUGUGCUCGAAGAGAACCUCCGAGCCGCCGAACAAGUACCUUUGAGGGCGAUCUCAACACGUACACUGGGUAAAAUGUUCGGCGAACGACCUGUGGUCGGAAAUGGUACAGCGGAUCUUGCUCGCGCGUACCCUUCCGCAUGGCGAGCAUGGCUCGGUCGACGUCUUGACAAAGCUGUCAACGUUCGUCUCGCCUGGGUCGAGUCGUCUCGUGUGGUCCUCACAAAUCAUCCUGAACUGAGGCAGGAGAUCCAACCUUUCCUCGUGGAUCGGAUCGAAGAUUCAAGUGAUUUGGUCCGGAGUGUCAUCUGCAAAGUCAUCUGCGCUCUGGACUACGAGACUGCCUUGCAUCAGAUCAAUGAGGCUACUCUCCGGGCUGUAGGAUCACGUAUGAGCGACAAGAAAUCCAAUGUUCGCGCCGAGGCCAUCACCGGUCUUGCCAAACUGUGGUCCGCAGCGUACUCCGAAAUUGAAUCUGGUGGACUUGCCGAAGACCAAUUCGGUUGGAUCCCCGAAACCAUGUUGCACUGCUUGCAACGUGAUGUCUCUGUGGACAUGCGUGCUCAGAUGACCACUGCCUUCAAGGAGCAUAUCCUUCCCCUCGGAGAGGAUUCUUGGGUUGACCGUCUCAUGCUUGUGGCUACUCGCCUCGAUGACGCCGCAUUCAAGGCGUUGGAAAAGAUGACUGGUCUGCGAGGGUACGCGAAGGGAGCGUCGCCGUAUCGCGCAUUUGUCGAUUUGUGCGAGGCAAACAACGGCGGAAUCAUUGACCAGGACGCGGAGGAGAUCAAAUCACGUCUCGCAUUCGUGAUUGAUGCCAUGGCUACUCAGCUUUUCCCCGAUCCUUCAAAGGCCAGGAAGGAUCUGGAGCAGUUUGCAGCCGCGAACGAAGCGCGCCUGUAUAAAUUGUUCAAGGCUUGCGUCGACCCACAAUCUGAUCUCAAGACGCUUACAAAGGCUCGAAACGAGUUCAUCCGACGGAUCGAGCAAUCUCAUUCUGAUCUCCUCGACACAUGUACCAUUCUGCUCCACCAUGCCUGCUUCGACAUCGUCAACCCAUCUAGCAUCUCGCCAUUGCUGAAAAUCAUGUCCAAACCGAAUGCGCCUCCCGCCGCCUCGCGACUGCUUACCCUGAUGGCCAAGGAAUGCGCCAUCAUGUGCCGAGCCCACGUGGCAGAACUCGGUGUCGCGAUGACCGACAAGCGGUUGUCCGAAGUGGCUCUCCAGGCCCUAGCAGCUUUAGCCAAGGUGGAUGGGGCCACCAUGGAUGCGGGGAGGCUCGUCCCCAAGGCAACAAAGAUCGUCAUCGAAGGCACAUCUCGGCAGAGCAAAUUCGCUGCGCGGCUCGUGUCCUAUCUCGGUUCGACCGAAGCUAUCGGCGAGAUCAUCAAGACACUCGCGAAAUCUCUCCCUGAUCUCUCGCCCGCUCGCCUGAUCCCUGCCCUCUGUGCCUUGUCUGAGUUCGCCCUGUCGUCCCCAGCUCAAUUUGAACUGCGAUCCUCAGAGAUACACGAGUUCGUCCUGGAACUAAUUCAUCGACACCUUGGAUCAGAAAACUCCGACGCUUGGGUCGACGCAUCCGAUCUACCGGAACCCGACCAAGCCAAACUGAUCGCUCUCCGCGUUAUCACCCAUAGAGUGCUCGGAUUUGCUCGCGCAUCCAACGCUCUCGAAAUUGCGACACCUGUGCUCGACCUUCUCGACACAAUUCUCGCGAAUGAUGGUCUCAUCAGCGGUGAAAGCUCGACCACUCGCGCGCACUUGCGUCUCCGAGCAUCACUUUGCGCCCUUAAACUCGCCAACGUGAAGGUCUUCGACAAGGCCAUGGGCAAAAUCUUAGAACGAAUCGCAUGGGUUAUCAAAGACCCGAUAUACCACGUGCGACACCUUCUCCUUCUCAAGCUGGCCUCAAUACUUCCCAUUCAACGGCUUCUGCCUCGAUGGAACGUUCUUCCCGUCAUGAUUGCUCUCGACCCAAGCAGAGAGAACAUCCAUAUGGCGAAAAGCGUGAUGUCUUCCGUCGUCAAGGCGUGCCGUCACUUCAGCAAGGAGGAAAAAGUCGAUCGUAUUGAGAUGCCCCUGGCUCGAUUAGUCUGGCUCUUGGCGUCCGAUGGUGACAAUGACUGGACCCUGGCAGAUGUCAGGGACUUUGCAAGAUACUUUGAGCUGUUCUUCGACUGUGUCGUAAAUCGAGAUAACAUCGGUUUGGUCUUCCAGCUCGCUGGCAAGAUCAAGUCUUUGAAGUCCACGACUGGUGGCUCAGAUACAACACUGUACAAACUCUCUGAACUUGCUCAAAUCGUCAUUCGCAAUCGUGGAAAUGCCAAUCAUUGGACCAUUCCGUCCUAUUCUGGUGCUAUCCGCUUCCCAAGAGACAUCUUCCACAAUCUGCCGAAUCAAGAUGCUGUACUGGAAAACACCAAGAAGAGCUAUCUGACAAGUGAGGAGGCGAAUUGGGCAAACAACCUCGGUAGGAAGACGGUCUCACGCGAAUCCCCCAAGAAGACCGAGAGAAAGGUGUCAAAGAAGCGGGCGAGAAAAGCUGAGAGUGCCAGCGACUCAGAGUCGUCCGGUCUAUCAGAGGCCGAAGAGGAGAGCGCAGCCUCCGAAGCGGAGGCAGAGCCUGACUCGGGGGUUAUGGGUCGUGGGGGACGACGCAAUGCAAAGUCCGCGGCGAAACGAGGUCUUAAGACGAAGACAAAAAAGCCCAAGCCGGACACCGAGUCGUCGUCCGAACUCAGCGAGCUGGAUGAAUAGACGUAAUUCCCAUAU